GUAAAAGAUUCACUAUUAAUUAGCCCAUUACCUUUCAGCUCCAAUGGCGAUUCCUCCAUCAUAUGUAGACCUUGGCAAAUCUGCCAGAGAUAUCUUCAAUAAAGGAUAUGGUUUUGGGCUGGUGAAACUGGAUGUGAAAACAAAAUCUGCAAGCGGAGUGGAAUUCACAACAUCUGGUUCAUCGAACACAGACACUGGAAAAGUGAAUGGGAGCUUGGAGACCAAAUACAAGUGGGCUGAGUAUGGGCUGACUUUCACAGAAAAAUGGAACACAGAUAACACUCUGGGAACAGAAAUUGCAAUUGAAGAUCAGAUUGCCAGGGGCUUGAAGCUGACAUUUGACACAACUUUCUCACCAAAUACAGGAAAGAAAAGUGGUAAAAUUAAGUCAGCUUAUAAACGUGAAUGCCUAAACCUAGGUUGUGAUGUUGACUUUGAUUUUGCUGGACCUGCAAUCCAUGGUUCAGCUGUCUUUGGUUAUGAAGGCUGGCUUGCUGGUUAUCAGAUGACUUUUGAUAGUGCCAAAUCAAAAUUGACAAGAAAUAACUUCUCUGUGGGUUACAAGACUGGAGACUUCCAACUGCACACUAACGUCAAUGAUGGUUCAGAAUUUGGUGGGUCAAUUUACCAGAAAGUGAGUGACAAUCUUGAAACUGCUGUAAACCUGGCUUGGACAGCAGGUAGCAACAGCACUCGCUUUGGCAUUGCUGCCAAAUACAAGUUGGAUUCCACUGCUUCUAUCUCUGCAAAAGUGAACAAUUCUAGUCUAGUUGGAGUGGGUUACACUCAGACUCUGAGGCCAGGUGUGAAGCUUACACUGUCUGCCCUGAUAGAUGGAAAGAGCAUCAAUGCUGGUGGCCAUAAACUUGGUCUUGGCCUGGAAUUGGAGGCUUAAAAAGGCAAAGAAACUGCUGCAGAGAAGGGAUGUCAGAAGAAUUUGGCCUUAAAAUGUAUUUCCAAUGUGACCAGCAGGCUUUUUUUUUCCAAGAAGGAUGACCUAGAACAAGAGCUGUAUUUGAAGUAUUUAGACAGUUACUUGUUAGCUGGUUUCUAGUUAAAUUGGUUACCCAUCUAGUUAAAAUUCUGCAUUAGUGCAGUCACUUAAACAUUAUUUAAAUGUAUUUAACUGUUUAAUGCGCUACCCACGAAUAAUGAAAUAGACAUUUAUGAAAACUGUACAAUUGUGUGCAUGUUUGUUUUUAUGUUCCUUUUAACAUUCGAUAUUGCCAUUGAAUGACAAAUGGAUCAGUGGAUGUUUUGAAAUGAGGUCAACGGUUCUCUUAAAUCACCUGAAGCAGAAAUACAUUUGGUAUCCCAAGGCAAAUUAUGAAGAAAACAAAUACACA
Pterocles gutturalis (yellow-throated sandgrouse) is the source of this 1346-nucleotide messenger RNA. It is a transcript of the gene VDAC2, whose product is annotated as voltage-dependent anion channel 2. The transcript has 8 exons. Lineage: Eukaryota; Metazoa; Chordata; Aves; Pterocliformes; Pteroclidae. Gene Ontology annotation, biological process: monoatomic anion transmembrane transport. Gene Ontology annotation, molecular function: voltage-gated monoatomic anion channel activity. Bases 44 to 895 code for a protein of 283 amino acids. The record is from RefSeq and is a predicted model, not a curated record. Gene Ontology annotation, cellular component: mitochondrial outer membrane.